AAAAAUGUAUCUUUUAUCCAUGUAGAAUUUCAUAGCUAUCGCUACAGGAAAUUUAUUUUUCGCUGUAUACAUUCUCUUCGUCAAAUUCUACAUAGAUAAUUAAAGUAAUGUUCGAAUUAUUGAAAGCGAAGCUCUCCAUCAAUUGAUAGAUCCUGUUUAAGCGAUUCUGCAAUGGCAUUUGAUAUUUCAUUCGACGGUAGUCUUAAUGAUUCUCAUUAGACACAAUCAGGGAUGGUCGCCUUCAACGAAGAGUACUGGUAUCGCUCAAGGUCCUGGCGUCGCAACGUAUGUAUGAGCCAGGAUCGGACGGGCGGGUGAAAAGGAAGAACAGAAUAGGCGCGUGCACGACGGCGCAAAGCCGCCUCCUCGACGCCGACGGUAACGCCGCCGUCGACGGCGACAGUAAACGUCGCUUUUCGCGUCAGUCGGGGCGCCACCGCGAGGACGCUCCGUAUGGACGUCGGCGGGGGCAGAAGCAGUGAUCGCGGCACGUUCCCUGGGGGUGGAUCCACACCCAUGUCCCGCGGUGGUGACGCGCUACAAAGUAGUGCCGAAGGCGCGUGAUCGUGCGGGGCAUAGUAUCGCCACUCGAUAUUUUCUACUCUUCGUCACUUUCAUCGAUCUCAUCGGCGAAGAAUUCGCAAUUUUUGCAAAUUUCAAGUUCCACGAGUCCUGAUCUUUUCGUGUCGCGUGACAUGUGAUGCACAAGGAUGUGGCAAGUGUCGUCCAGAUGUCCCUCGAAGUGGCGGUAAAAUAAUUUGUGUCAAUAAGAGGUUGAAUCUUCGCAAUGGAAAGGUCGCUCGUAUGUGAUAAUAGUGACGCAAUACAUAUCACAGCGUCGCGCGUUUUCCCGCGUGACGUAAUCUCGACGUAAUAGUGAAUUUUUAAUGCGAGGGAUGGAGAGGAGUAAUGGACCUGUUACGAUGAUGCCGUAGGAUCACAGGAGGGUGCUCGCAUUUCAAGGAGGAGUGAACGAGAAGGGUGGCGGACGACGCUGAAAUGACGCAAUUUGGUCUUUGACGCCAGAUAAUUGUUCAGUUCCGAGGGUAGCACGACCACGAUGAAUCGGGAAAACGAGGAACAGCGACCGGUCCCCCAGACGCUGUGCGGUGCACUGCAAAAGGAGCCGAACUGCAAAUGCCUGGUGCUGACCGUGCUUAUAUACGGCUGUCUCGCCGCAGUAACGUGGUGCAGAUGCGCCAACGUUACCAAGAUCAUGGUCAACUACACCAAGUUCCCUAUUAGAAGCACGAAGCACGUAUCGUCGCCCUGCGACGACGGCUACAUAUACAUUCCGGUGGCAUUUAUGGGGAUGCUGUAUCUGGUUUAUCUGGUGGAAUGCUACCACUCGCCGAUCAGGAUCGAUCUGCUGCACGCGGAAAGCCAGGACAGCGUGCUGUCCAAAUUGGCGCAGCUAAAGAUGGCACAGCCAAGGAUCUGGUGGAAGGCCGUUUCCUAUCAUUACGUGCGCAGGAAACGGCAAAUCACACGUUACAGGAACGGGGAUAAUUAUACCACCACGCAGGUCUAUUACGAGAGGGUAAACACACACUCGGCCACUUCCCACUACUACUACGAUUACUGUGGAGUGAAGGACAUCAGUAAAGAGCUGAUUCUCGAGCCAAAGAUACCGAUCACGAAGAUCAUGCUCACCAAAGGCUUCGCGUUCUCGAACAUCAGGUCUGCCACGGAAUUUGAGGAGGCUCGAUCGCGAUUUUUCGCUGAACAAGAACUCAGCGAUGAUUACAUGGAGAUGAGAGAGGGUCUCGAUCUCGGAUACAACGUCAACACGAUGUUGGUGGCUGUUCUUGGUAAUCCUUGGUUUGCGAAUCGCUACGUUUACUGGUGCCUGAGUGCUUUGCUGCUUAGUUGGCCGCUGCGAGUGAUCAUCGAAUAUAAAACGCAAUACGCCGAUUAUCAGGUCACCAAGCUCUUCGGUGUAAAUUAUGACACGCCGACUUCCGGCGAGCCCAUCCACACGUCCAUGAGCCAACUGAGCCAGCCAGGUUCUUACAUGCUGGCGCCUAGUUACAGCGAGGCAUUGCUGAUGGAACCGGCGACGCCCCGCAGCGACGAGCCGGAACGAAGUCAAGAGGUCUGGCAGCCUCAAGUGGAAGCGGACGUCGCUGGGACAGACAUGGUUCCCAGCUACUCCGAGGCGCUGCUUUAUGAACGCGCCGAGCAGUUCGAGCCUCGGAAUGCGAUCCCGAAUGCCACUGUUGCCGCCGGAAACGCGAAUGACGCGGCAAUCCCCUGCAAGGAUGUGAACGAUCCGAAUGGGCGAUUGUUGUCACCGAUGCCGUGCGAGUGUCACUGUCCUUGUCCGUGCCAUGGGAACAAAGCAAACGAGAAUUACGAUCCAAGAAUGGACAUGCGUAGUUUCAUGCACAUGACCAGCAGAGAACACCUGCCUUCUCCCGGCGUGCCGCCAACGAGUCCCGGAGUCAGCGAUACCUACGAGAGCGAUAUAGCGACGCUACGAACGACGGCCGACGGCCGACUGCAUCCCCCCAGGAGCAUGACGCCGCGUUCCUUGGACAAUAUUCAGGCGGAAGCGUCGCCGAGCAGAUGCGGUAGCUGCGGCCGAAUCUCCGCCAGCACGCAGACCAUCAACUUGGACGUUCCUCCUCGUGUCACUGUCGCGAGGAUCAAACCUGGCGGCAGCUCGCUCACUCCGCCGACGGACUUCGUUCCCAGUGCAUUUCCGUCCGAAAGGGAACACGGAGCCAUACCGCGUGACAUUUCCGAACCUAAUUUGCGAUCGCGAUCGGAACCGGUGAACGUUCCGAAGGGGAACGUCAGGAGCUUGGAAAACAUUCUGGAAAACGAAGAAGCGCCGAUGAAAAGCGUCAGAGCUGGCUCUGCUGCUAGUACGGCGACGAGUUUUUCACACGACAGACCCUUCGCACACUCUUUCGAACGACAGAGAAGAUUUCCGGUCUCUUCCCGCCCGCCGCCCUUGGCCCAUCAUCGUUCUCUCUCCCUCGACGAAUCGAGGAACUAUUAUCCAAGGGAGGCGACCGGCUACGGCGGUAUUCCGAGACCCGAGCCGCGCAGCAGGAUCAUGGUGAAUCCUAUGUCGAGCGAGGACGCCUGCUGGAAGCUACCGAACUCAAGGACAUACUUCUGCCUGAAGUCGAUUCUGAAACAGAACAAUCGGAGGUACACGUUGGUGACCGCGGACGAGUUUCAGAAUCUCGCUGAUCAGAAUCCCGCUCCGAAUCAAGGCCGCGAGUGUGUUGUUGAUAACUUUGGUAGAAGCGAGAAGGGAAGUGACGUUCAACCCGACAGACCGGACGAUCGUCCGCGCUCGAGGGAGAGAUUGAAUCCCAGGCGAAGAAUGCCGUCCUUUGAGGAAUUUAUGUCGGCCAGAGAUAAAGCGUACAAUUAUUAUCAAAAACCGGAGAGCACCAGAACACUCAUUUUUGCCAGUCCGAUACAAGAGGUCUUCCCCGGCGAUCCCUUUGGCGGCAGAGAUAUCGUGCCAGUGAGAAAUUUAACAAAUCCCGCAAGCGGUUUGGCAUUCGCUCGUCCAAGCCGAUCUCCAGUCACACGAGACUUUCCGACUGAUUCGAUACCACCGGCAUUCCGACCCGAUAGCACCGUAUAUCCAUCGUUCGUCGCGCAUCCGUCAUGUCGUCACGAAAGAGAGCUCCAACAGCACCACUCGCACAGUAGAUUUCCGUUCGACAGGCCGUCAAACAGCGUGGAUGCGAAUGUCGCUCGCGUCCAAACCGAGGAAACGCCGCGAGCGUAUCGACACGACUUUUCUCUUCCACCCCCGUACGGCGGACCAACCUCCGAACGUGCAAGAAAUAGAAGAUCGAUCUCGACAAGCUCGAACGAGCCGGACGAUCUGUCCGAGGAUCGUCUACCUAAUUUAUACAUGAACAGAAGACACCAACAAGCCGGUUUAACCAGAUCGUGCACGGAGCGACGACGUCCGAAGCUCGCACAUGUCGACCGAAACUUCCGAAGGAGCUUCACAGGCAGGGUAGAGGAUUAUAGAACGGAGAACGGCAAACGAACGAAUUUCAGUAUGGAGACGUCGUUGUAACGAGCGCAUUUUGAAUCUUAGGAUCAACUGCACCGAUCUCGGUUAGACGUAACUGCGUGAACUCCGUCGCAGAAUGUUUCUAAAUUGCCGCGUCAACUCGAGAAAAUUAAAUUUCUGUGGACAAUCUGGAUGAUUUUUCCUUAGUGAAAUUUCAAUCAAACAUAGAAUUUUAUUGCAACAAAAGGCUUUGUGACAAAGAUAUAUAUAAAAACUGGCGAGAAGUAAUGAUCUCUCCCUUCAUUUUCGUCGAGGAAAAACCGAUUCGAUUAAAAAACCUAUUAUUAACAUUAAAUUUACAUAAAAAAAUAUUAGCGUUUCGAUAGUUCUUAUUAAAAAAAAUUAAUUUUCGAUUCUUCAUAAACAAUAUUAUCGUGCAGACUUUACGCGGUAUUUUGAGGAACAUUCUGUGAUAAUUAAUGAAGUAAUCAAAUCCAAAAAGAAACAGCGAAUUUUUAACUCGAGAAUACUUAAUCGAGACUAUUGGUGCAAUUCGCUCCUAGAUAAGAUUGCAAGUUUUCUUCGUCUGUGUGUGUGUCUACAAUAUUAUAGAUGGGACUGUAAUUACUCUAAUUAGGGACAGCGAGUCGCUGACUGGGGAUUUCAUUAACCCGGACUGUCGAUAUGACUUGUCAGCCUUAAAAUUGUUGCUCCUUUGUUCUACGCUACUUAUAUUAUAAGUAUCCGUCCUACUACUUUCGAGUUAAUCAGAUACGCGAACGGGUCAUGCGGUUUUCAAGAGAUAUGCCAGAUUUUAGCGUCUUCGCUUAAAUGAAGAUGGCACUCUUGAAAGAAAAACAUUGCGUUAACGCGUCGGACACGCAUUUACAAAAAUCCGGAGAUCAGAUAGCAAGCUCGGAAGAAGCCUGAGUGCACGCGCAUUUAGCGUUGAAUGUAGAUUAUUAAUCUCAAAUCUUGCACACAAAAAAAAAAACAGUAUUUACGACAAGUUUCAGGCACUCGUAAAUGCAUUAUUGCGGCUUUUUAGAUGACCGCAUUUGACGUUAAAUGCGCGCCGCGAAUACGGAGCAAAGCGUAACGAGUAGAAGCUUCAGAAUGCUUGGAUAGAGCACACCGAGAUAAAAAAAAAGGACCGCGUCUCGAAAGUGAGUUCAAGUACAAUUAAUUUUUCGGGACGACGUGCCUCGCUAAUUUAGCCAAUUCGAAAGUUAACGCGCAAUUUUACUAUUAGGCGUAUACGCUAUUACAAAACGUCGAGUCAAUUACAUAUGCGCAAGUUACUGCGAGUUGUGGCCAAAGGCAAUGUUCCCUUAGAUUAUCGUAAAUCUCGGAAUUGAAUGCUCCGCAUUAUUGUCGCACGCGAAAGUUUAAUAAGGCCGACGUCUAGGUUUAUCAUGCAUAUUUCGUGAAAAACGACGAGAAUACGAGAAUAUUGCAUUUUAACCGAAUUUCCAGCCAAUUUCUUUGCAUCAAUUAUUCCAUAGGUUUCAAAUAUAAAUUAAUUAAUUAAUAUAAAAGACUCAGGAUUCCAUUAUGUGAUUUUUAUUAAUAUUAUGUAUUAUUUUUUAUUAAUUGUAAGUAAUUCUCUAUGCUUGCGUUUCUCGGUUUUAUUUGCCUCUGAGAAAGGGCACUUACGAUCUUAAAUGUUAGCAACUGGAAAUAUAUACUGGAUGCAUAACACAAUGUAAGCAUCCACUUUUUUCCGGUUUUUUUCCUCAGGUCUUCGUCAUUACAUUUAAAUAUGAAAUAAUGAGUUGAAUGAAUAUUUUAGUUGGUGUAAAUGGUACGAAAAUUCACGUAUAUGUGUGAAGUCCUGCCAAAAAUGAGUGAAUUAAUUGAGAUUUGUGGAAAUUCUACGUAAAUCAAAAUUUAUUCUUUCACGAAAAAAUUUUCUUAAGAAUUUAAAGAAAGUUUAGAUUAAUUUACGUAUAAACCAGAUGGGUUCAUCGAACGAUAUUAAGAAAAAAAAAUUAUGAAUUGCGCAUUUCCUAAGAAUAGAGUAAAGCGAAGUAACUUGACGUUAGACGAUAGCUCAAUAAAAAAUUUCCUGCACGCGAUUAUGAUUAUGAUUAUGAUUAUGAUUAUGAUUAUGAUUAUAGUUAUUGUUAUUAUUAUUAUCAUUAUAAGAUGCGAGCGAUAUAACGACGAGAGUCACUAAGUUUUUGAUAAAUGUUCACUUUCAACCUUAAACACCAGCGCGUGCGGUGCGCGCGCUUUUUACACACGCACACACAUGCACACGUUUGCCGACAUAUGCCUUCGUCGUGUUUGUAUAUUUUGGAUCCGUAAUUCUAAGGCUAAAAAAAAGCAGUAUCGUACACGAAAAUUUAUGCGAAUAGGCUUAAGCUGAUGUGACAAAGUUGCCACCGGAGCUGUUUCGUAGAUGUACAGAAUGUCUUGCACACUUCCGUUCAUUAAUGAAUUCUUCGAUUAUUUUAAGUUGAAAGAAAAGUCUUAGGAACGCUCUGUGUAAAUAUCAAUGCCCGUGUUAAAGAUUUCAAUGAUGUGUCAUCGAUGAUAUGUGAUAAUUUAAAUGUUUCAGCCCGAGAUAGUAAAUAAGAACUAAUUAAUAAUUAAAAUUAUAAAUGUGAUAAAAGUUAAUCCGAAUUUCUCGUCGAGAAAUUUCGAACGUAAGUUCAUACUUGCCGCCUUAGGCAUGUAUGUCAAAUUAUAUUGGUAAUGUAAAUUUUCUAUAAAUGUUUCAAAGUUGUUUGUAUUGUAAAUCACGGUUUAUGUGGCGUCCAAUAUUCUCGCUGGGGCUGAAACAGGAGAAAAGUUCAUAAAUGCACCUGAUGGCCGAGACCAUUCAUACGCUCAGGGCGAUGAGUUCGGCGAAGAAACUCAGUUCACGGGCUUAGCAAUUCUGAAAGAAGUUUGCGAUUUUUAUUAGUACACAUAGAUCGAACUGCAAACAAGCUUUUACGCAGACAACCAUCGCAGCAGUGGCAGACGUAACGUAAAAUUCGUUUAACGCAAGAGAAGCGAAACGCGCUUCGUUGUUAGUGAGUAGAGCUUUGGCGUUCCGAAAUUCUCGUCAACUGCCACGUGCGACUGUGUGCAUCCAUACACGAACCGCUUCAGAAUUUUAAAGGGCGACACUGCAGCAACACUCAAUCAAUUCAGGUAUAUACUCGAAGAAAUUUACUGUGUGAUAUUCAGAAAAAAAAAAUAGAAGUGAAAACACCGCAAUAGCUUUCGUACCGAGGAUGUUUGUACAACGAAGCCGCUAUUUUUUUAGCGAAGUAACAUACUCCACACUUCAGUAAUAGAGUUCGGUCCACGUCACGGAAGUGUGGUUGUUAAAUAGGCUGUUAUAAAUAUGUAUAGCUAUCGCGCUACGAGCCAAAUAUAACGAGCCAAUGGUAAUUCCGUCGUUUAAUCGGCGCUUAUUUAAAAUCACUUGCGGACAAUCUACACGUACUUUUAGGGCGCGCAUAAUGGAAUCGAUUUCGCUCUAUCUGUCUGUCUCUCUCUCCUCUCCUCACCCCUCCAUCCUCUCUCGCGCUCUCACUCUCCGUCUCUGAAUUAACGAUACAAAACUUAUGCCGUCUCAAAAAAGUGCUCUUCUAAUUAAAUGUCACUAUAAGUCGAAGUUGAACGCGUGAUAAAAUGGGAGUACGAUAAGAGCGAAAUUACGCAUGCAUACCCGUUAGUGUAAAUCAUCUGUAGUUGGAUGUUGCAGGACACAAUUAUUAUUAUUAUUAUUAAUUAUUAUGAUUAUUAUUAUUAUUACCAUUAAUUCAUAUGAUAGAUAAUAUAAA
This is a messenger RNA of Linepithema humile (Argentine ant), 7776 nucleotides long. RefSeq lists its product as uncharacterized. NCBI's taxonomy places the organism in Eukaryota, Metazoa, Arthropoda, Insecta, Hymenoptera, Formicidae. The record is from RefSeq and is a predicted model, not a curated record.